Messenger RNA from Rhinolophus ferrumequinum (greater horseshoe bat), 2083 nucleotides. Its product is annotated as transmembrane protease serine 11D-like. Gene Ontology annotation, biological process: proteolysis. The transcript has 10 exons. The coding region runs from base 63 to 1316 and encodes 417 amino acids. Gene Ontology annotation, molecular function: serine-type endopeptidase activity. Gene Ontology annotation, cellular component: extracellular region; plasma membrane. NCBI's taxonomy places the organism in Eukaryota, Metazoa, Chordata, Mammalia, Chiroptera, Rhinolophidae. The record is from RefSeq and is a predicted model, not a curated record.
UCAUUUGAGUGGAAAUCUCAGAGCAGGAGAGAAAAAGAACCUCUUCAUUAUUCAGGACCAAAAUGUAUAGGCCAGCACGGGUGCCAUCGACAAGAAUCCUGAAUCCGUACAUAGUGUGUUUUGUUGUUACUGCGGUGGUGGUAAUUCUUGCAGUGACAAUAGCUCUACUGGUUUACUUUUUAGCUUUUGAGCAAAAAUCUUACUUUUACCAUAGCAGCUUUCAAAUUCUAAACGUUAAAUAUAGUGAUGAGUUAAACUCACCAGCUACACAGGUAUAUAAGAGUUUGAGUGGAAGAAUUGAAUCUAUGAUUACUAAAACACUCAAAGAAUCAAAUUUAAGAAAUCAGUUCGUCAGAGCUCAUGUUGUCAAACUCAGGCAAGCCGGUAGUGGUGUGAUAGCAGAUACUGUUAUGAAAUUUAAAUUCCCUAGGAAUAACCAUGGUGCAUCAAUGAAAACCAGAAUUGAGUCUAUUUUACACCAAAUGCUGAAUAACUUCGGAAACUUGGAAAUAAAUUCUUCGACUGAGAUAACACAAAUGACUGACCAGGAUACAGUACAUAUGUUCACUCAAGAGUGUGGGGCCCGUUCAGACCUAAUGACGUUGUCUACAGAGAGAGUCGUGGGAGGCUCCGAUGCUGCGGAAGGAGACUGGCCAUGGCAAGUCAGUCUACAGUGGAAUAAUAUUCACCACUGUGGAGGCAUCCUGAUCAGUAAAACGUGGAUCCUGACAGCAGCUCAUUGUUUCAGAAGAGACUCUGAUCCUCGUAAAUGGAUUGCCACCUUUGGUAUUUCCUUAACAUUUCCUAAACAGAGAAUGAGAGUAAAGACUAUUUUAACCCAUAAGAAUUAUAACUCUAUAACUCAUGAAAACGAUAUUGCAGUUGUGAAACUUGCAACAGAUGUCGACUUUACCAAAAACAUCCACAGUGUGUGUCUCCCAGUGGCUACCCAAAAUAUUUCACCUGGUUCUACUGCUUAUGUAACAGGAUGGGGAUCUCAAAAAUAUGGCGGCUACACAGUUAAAGAUCUACAGCAAGGACGGGUCAACAUAAUAAGUAAUGAAGUAUGUAAUGAACCAUUUAGUUAUAAUGGAGCAGUCUUGCCUGCAAUGCUAUGUGCUGGAGUACCUUACGGUGGAGUGGAUGCAUGCCAGGGUGACUCUGGUGGCCCACUAGUACAAGAGGACUCAAGGCAACUCUGGUUCCUUGUGGGGAUAGUAAGCUGGGGGGAUCGAUGUGGUCUGCCAGAUAAGCCAGGAGUAUACACUCGAGUGACAGCCUACCGUGACUGGAUAACCGAACAAACUGGGAUCUAGUGUAAUAAAUGCCUCUCUGUCACAAAGUCUGCAUGAAGGUGGGCCUGUCUAAGAUUCCAAAACUAUUCUUUUCAGAUGCAAAAGAAAUGGGAAGUGUCUAACAUCCUAUUACAUAAAUAUGGUUUCACAAACACUGUUGGAUCUUUAUUACUAUGGAUUUUCUAUUUUAUCAAGAAAAGCAUAUGAACAUUGAAUAGCACUGUGGCUGUGUGCUAGGGGAAAGACAGAAAACUAGUUACAGAGGUAAGAAUUUAAUUAUAAUUGUGAUAAGUGCUAGUAGUGAGGAAAACAGGUACUCAAGAGUGGAUACUAGAGGAAUCUGGACACAUCUGCAGAGUCACAGGCAUCUUCUGUGAAGAAGUCUCACUGAAGCUGAUAAGUGGGCAAAAUAUUGAAACUUGCAAAGGAAGAAAUGGUGGAUUAACAUUCAAGACAGACAGAACAACAGGAGGCAAUAAAAAUACGAUUUAUUCGAAAUUUCUGCUUACUCAAUGUUUUAUAGGUAGGGUAAGUCCUGAAAUUAAGUAUGUGAAGUCAUUGCUCAGUCCUACAGCAAUCUCAAGUAUCCUGUAAGAACAUGCUCCCAUAAGAACUAACUGAUGAAUUUCAGGCAUUUAAGAUCAAAGCUGAAAUAUUUGCUCCUCAACUAAGACCCAAAGCAUUAUAAACAAUUUCCAUGAUUACUUUUAUUAAAAAUAUCCUUCAUCUAUGCAAAGGAGAGAAUUUAUUUCCUCCAUAGAGAAGCUUAUGAAAUAUACCUACCCUAU